Molecule: messenger RNA, 1249 nt
Organism: Dama dama (fallow deer)
Lineage: Eukaryota; Metazoa; Chordata; Mammalia; Artiodactyla; Cervidae
Gene: MRPL9
Product: mitochondrial ribosomal protein L9
Exons: 7
Coding region: 45-851 (268 amino acids)
Biological process (GO): translation
Cellular component (GO): ribosome; mitochondrion
Molecular function (GO): structural constituent of ribosome
Source: RefSeq, a predicted model, not a curated record
UCCUGCCGCCUGCGCCUUGCGGUCCUUCCUCUGCGCCCGAGAACAUGGCGGCAGCCGCUUUCGCGGUCCCGCGGGGAAUUCAGCUGCGGGUGUUCGCUGAGCGGCUGCUGCGAGGAGGGGUCCGGGAGCUCCUCCGGCCGCGACCUUUAGGGAGCACCCCCGGCUCGGAGCGCGACUUCAGCCUGUCUCUCAGUCGGGGCACGGUCAUCGUAGAGCGCUGGUGGAAAGUGCCGCUAGCGGGAGAAGGCCGGAAACCGCGCCUGCACCGGCGACACCGCGUCUACAAGCUCGUGGAAGAUACGAAACACCGGCCCAAAGGCAGCCUGGAGCUCAUCCUCACCCAGUCGGUGGACGAACUUGGAGUCCGAGGUGACCUGGUCUCGGUGAAAAAAUCUGUGGGCCGUAAUCGACUACUUCCUGAAGGACUGGCUGUGUAUGCAUCUCCUGAAAACAAGAAGCUGUUUGAAGAAGAGAAACUGCUGAGACAAGAAGGAAAACUAGACAAGAUCCAGACCAAGGCAGGUGAGGCGACAGUGAAAUUUCUGAGGAGUUGUCACCUGGAGGUGGGAAUGAAGAACAAUGUCAAAUGGGAGCUAAACCCUGAAAUAGUUGCCCGCCACUUUCUCAGAAAUCUUGGCGUUGUGGUUGCCCCACAUGCGUUAAAGUUGCCCGAAGAGCCCAUCACCCAGAGGGGUGAGUACUGGUGCGAGGUGACGGUAAAUGGACUUGACACUGUGAGGGUACCUAUGUCCGUGGUGAACUUUGAGAGGCCCAAAACCAAAAGAUAUAAGUACUGGUUAGCCCAGCAAGCUGCCAAGGGAAUGGCCUCCACCAGCUUCCAGAAGAUCUGAACCUGUUCUCCCUCGAAAGCAGUGAAGCAGAAACAGAGGAACGGUGGAGCAAAGAUGAACCAGCACUGUGAUGCUGCUCCUGGCUCUGACCAAACACGGGAUUUUAGAGAGCGUACAGAGGCAGCAACAGCAGAUCGGACUGUAUGUAUGUGUUUAAUCGUCCAUAUUUGCCAUCUUCAACAGUUAUCACAUUUGGCCUUAUUAGGGAUGCCUGCUCCAGAAGUACAGGCUGUGGAUUUGAUAAGCUAAAUGUUAAUAGACCAAAAGAGUCUAGAUCCUACUUAGCCUCUUCCUUCAUUGGAAUUCAUUGCAAUAAAUGGUAGAGCUAGCUAGCUUAUUCUCAUCAUCCAAACUGAACACUGUAUCUAAGAAAAAAUAAAAAGCUUGUGUUCUUUUUA